AUGCCUUAUAAUAUAGCGAUGGUGUGUGAUUUUUUCUACCCUCAACCAGGCGGUGUUGAGUUCCAUAUGUAUCAUUUAUCUCAAAAACUAAUAGCAAGAGGUCAUUCAGUGGUCAUAAUAACACAUUCAUACAAUUCAAGACGUGGUGUGAGGACAUUGACUAAUGGGUUGAAAGUUUACUAUAUCCCAUUCCUAGUGUUUUAUAGACAAACAACUUUCCCAACUGUGUUUUCAGCUUUCCCCAUAUUGAGAAACAUAUUCAUAAGAGAAUCAAUAGAUAUAGUACACGGCCAUGCUUCAAUGAGUAGUUUGGCUCAUGAGGCUGUUUUCCAUGGUUCAAUAAUGGGAUUAAAGACAGUUUUGACUGAUCAUUCAUUGUAUGGAUUUGCAGAUACUGGAAGUAUAUUGGGUAAUAAAGCCUUGAAAUUCACAUCAUGCUGCACAGAUAGGGUUAUUUGUGUUUCAAAUACUUGUAAGGAAAAUAUUGUUUUACGUGGUGCUAUAGAUCCAUUAUUAGUUUCAGUUAUACCCAAUGCUGUUAUAUCAAGUGAUUUCUUACCUGACCCAUCAGCACCUAAAAAAAACAGGAUCACUAUAGUGGUUAUCUCAAGAUUGUUCCCUAAUAAAGGCGCAGAUUUACUAGCUGGGAUGAUACCCAAAAUUUGUCAAGCUGAUCCAAAUGUCAAUUUCUUAGUUGCAGGUGACGGCCCGAAAUUUAUUGACAUACAACAAACUAUUGAAAAAAACAGAUUACAGGAUAGAGUAGAGCUUAUAGGUGGUGUCAAGCAUGAAAAAGUUAGAGAUGUUAUGGUGCAAGGUCAUAUUUAUUUACAUCCUUCACUAACUGAAGCUUUCGGAACAGUAUUAGUUGAAGCUGCUUCUUGUGGAUUAUUGGUGGUUACAACUAGGGUUGGAGGUAUCCCAGAAGUGUUGCCUAGUGAUAUGACAAUCUUUGCCAAUCCUGCAGUGGAUUCAUUAGUUGAGAGUACAUUAAGGGCUAUAAAAUUAAUUGAGGAACGAAGAGUGAAUACUUCCAAAUUUCACGAUGAAGUGAAAACCAUGUAUGGUUGGGAAGAUGUUGCAAUGAGAACAGAAAAUGUUUAUGAUUCGAUUGAUGAGGAUUAUAAAUUAACUACAUUGGAACAAUUUUGGAAAUACUAUAAAUGUGGGGCAUGGGCUGGUAAACUUUUUGUAUUAUGCUUUAUAGUGGAUAUUUUCUUGUAUGCAUUAUUAGAAUGGUGGUAUCCAAGAGAAAAUAUUGAUAUAGCCAAAAAAUGGCCAAGGAAAAACAAGGUGCAGGAAAAAAAGUCAUCAAACUGA
Molecule: messenger RNA, 1320 nt
Organism: Hansenula anomala
Lineage: Eukaryota; Fungi; Ascomycota; Saccharomycetes; Phaffomycetales; Wickerhamomycetaceae
Gene: SPT14
Product: phosphatidylinositol N-acetylglucosaminyltransferase SPT14
Exons: 3
Coding region: 1-1320 (439 amino acids)
Biological process (GO): GPI anchor biosynthetic process
Cellular component (GO): glycosylphosphatidylinositol-N-acetylglucosaminyltransferase (GPI-GnT) complex
Molecular function (GO): phosphatidylinositol N-acetylglucosaminyltransferase activity
Source: RefSeq, a predicted model, not a curated record